Messenger RNA from Portunus trituberculatus (swimming crab), 547 nucleotides. RefSeq names its product putative glucosylceramidase 1. Gene Ontology annotation, biological process: glucosylceramide catabolic process. NCBI's taxonomy places the organism in Eukaryota, Metazoa, Arthropoda, Malacostraca, Decapoda, Portunidae. The record is from RefSeq and is a predicted model, not a curated record. Gene Ontology annotation, molecular function: glucosylceramidase activity. Bases 1 to 435 code for a protein of 144 amino acids. The transcript is spliced from 3 exons.
AUGUGCACUGCGUGCAACUCAGUAAUCCCUUGUAACUUGCAAGUCAACUCCAGCUUCGCCAGCCACUCUUCUACUGCCUGCGAUGUGCCGUCAAACUCCAGAAUUAAGCGGAGGUCCAUCGAUGUCACUUUAGGGAAAUCAGGUGAGUUCUACAAGCAGCCUAUGUUCUAUGUGAUGGGUCACUUCAGCAAGUUUAUAGCUCCAGGAGAUCGAGUUAUAUCUUCUACUGUGUCUAACGGAUAUGAACACGUGCGAGUAGCGGCAUUCCAGCAUGGAUCCACGGACACUGCCUCCACUGUUGUUCUACUCAACAUGGGCGAAAACAUGGAAAAGGUAUCUGUGGAUGUGAGAGACAGUGAGGAAUUUGUCAACUUGGUAAUGCCAGCUAAAUCUAUAGUGUCUGUUUUGGUCAACACAGCAGCCACUACUCACUAAGAAAAUAUAACAAGCUUCCCUCUCAAUAUUUCUCUUCUUAUUGUCUUCGUGGUCAUCACACUUCUAACUACCAGAAUGGUUAUUCAGGAAGAAAAAAUAAAGGCAAAGCAAA